This is a messenger RNA of Stylophora pistillata, 3894 nucleotides long. RefSeq names its product neuralized-like protein 4. Gene Ontology annotation, biological process: proteasome-mediated ubiquitin-dependent protein catabolic process. Gene Ontology annotation, molecular function: protein binding. NCBI's taxonomy places the organism in Eukaryota, Metazoa, Cnidaria, Anthozoa, Scleractinia, Pocilloporidae. The record is from RefSeq and is a predicted model, not a curated record. Gene Ontology annotation, cellular component: SCF ubiquitin ligase complex.
GAUACAGACAAGGUCGACACGUCUGGGAAAUAACCUGGGAACGAGACGAACGAGGCUCCCACGCGGUUAUCGGAAUCGCUCUUCCCCAGGCACCCCUUCAGUGUCUGAGUUACCAGCCACUGAUUGGAUCCAACUCAGAAUCGUGGGGAUGGAAUUUAAGCAAAAAGGUGACUUUCCACGACGGACAGGAGUCUGCUUAUCCGGCGAACAAUCCGAGAUUUUUCGUUCCUGAUACAGUUUACUGUAUACUGGACAUGGACAACCUUACUCUGAGUUUUGCAACAGAGAACGCAUAUCUCGGGGUGGCGUUUCGUAAUUUACCUCGCCAUCCACUGAAGCCUUUGUGCCCAUGCGCAAGUGCGGUUUAUGGAAACUGUGACAUCAAAAUGAGGUAUAUGGGAAGGGGAGACGCCUUUAUUGCCAAGUUAGAAGCGUCAAAAGAGAAAGCUUCGCGCCCAUCUACUUCCCCUGCAGUCAAGCCCUCACCGCAAUCACCUGGUCGCAAGUCUCCUCUUCAGUCUCCAAGGACUACCUCUCCAACCCAAGCUCCAAGUUUCUCUAACGACUCAGCGAAUUCCUCGGAGUCAUACAAGUUUUCUCACAACUGUGGAGAUAACAUUACUAUGAUGCACGGGGGAAAGAAAGCCAAGAGGAUCGAUGCCCUACAGAUUUUCAACCAUGGAGUUGUGAUGACUGUACAACCUUUAAAAGAUGAUGAACUGUUUGAAGUACGCUUGGACAGUAAAGUGCCAAAGUGGUUUGGCACUCUAGACAUUGGAGCCACGACAGUCUCCCCUGAAGGCCUGGAAUUUCCUCCGUCAAUGGACCGCUUUCGACAAGGCGUGACGUUUGCACUCUGUGGAGAUAAAAUACUACAUAACGGAAAAGAAAUGACAAAGAUAUCCAAGGACUUGAAUGAUUUGACGGUUGGAGGUCGAGUGGGAGUGAUGCGCAAGUCAGACAAUUCAUUGCAUUUUUUCAUAAACGGAGUAAAUGUUGGCAAGCAGGUCAAAACCCUUCCGCCUGUUCUUUAUGGCGUUGUGGAUGUAUUCGGUCAAGCUGAAGAAGUAACCAUAACUGGUGGUACAGCGGAAACUCAAAGCAGUAACCAGGAUGAGGUGGACUCUGUCUCCGUUAUGGUGCGCAUGCACAACAUCAUCAACACCGUAAAAGAUGAAAAGUUUAACGAUAUUUUGUUUGUAGUCAGAAAAGUGGCGAAAGAUAUUCUAGAGCCUUAUUGCGAAACAGACGACAGGCAGCUUCGCCUGAAGUAUGGUGACCAUUUGUCAGAUAUCAGUGCUCCUGAAUACCUGACCAGGCUUCUUCGCCGGGUGAUGGACAUGGGGAUGGAGACUCAAGCAGGGUGGCUCGGCAUGUGCGUGAUUCGUAAAGUAUUUUGGAAUUACGCGGACGCCAGCUUAAAAAUGGCGAGAGGUUUGGGACGAAGUGGGUCACUAAAGAUUAUGUUAAAUGAUUUGGACACCUUUGGCCCCAACAGUUCCAAAAAUGAGAAAAAGAAAUUCCUGGUUUCUUCUGCGAUGAAUAUUCUGAACAACUGCUCUAAAGCUGCAGAAAAUCGUCAGAUCCUGCUUGAUCUGAGAGCGAUUGAGAGGAUUUCACCAUUCCUAAAGGCAGAUGAUAUGGAAACUGUUGUGACGGCCACAUUGACGCUUGCAUACAUAUCCUCCGAUGACCAGAAAAAACGUUUGGAAGCAGAGAGCAGAGUAAUAAGUUAUCUGAUCGGUUUACUACGAAAUGCACUGAAUCAGUCCGACUUACGAGGAAGAUCGGGUGGGAGCGCGUGGUCUGCUCAAGAAAUCGCAGAUGGUUUGGGUAACCUGGUGGUGAAUGAAAAGAACAUGGAGGUUAUGCUAGAGAGAGAUGUUGUUCCAUUAAUGAUAUUGCUCCUCGAGAAAGGUGGGGAUACUGAAAAAGAGUGUGCAGCUAAUACCCUAUGGAUUAUCGCGAAGACAUCGAAAGGGAAAGCAAAGAUAAAGGAAACUCCAGCUGCUAUAGAAGAGCUAACUCGCUUGAGCAAAAGGUCCAACCAGUCUGUGCAGGCGGCAGCCAAGAGAGUCCUUCUUGAGCUUAAGGAAACCACCUUCACCCAAGGUUCAGCAAACAAACAACCAAGAAUACACUGUGACUAUCAAGAGAAAUGCCACACCUUCAAGUCAUCACUCAAGCUUUCAGGCGUCUUUUUUGAUCCAAAGUUUGACAGAUGCUUCUGUACAGAGUGUCACGCUGCCCGAGGCGACAAACUCUACUAUACUCGAGGGCAGCCAGCAAAGGACUACGGGAUACCAAUAGGAUGGUGUCGGUUUGGACUCAUGGUCCAUCCUCGAGCUAAGGCCUUGGACGUGUUUAACAAGUGGCACGUAGCAUUUCAUGGCACAAGAGUCGAAAGUGUAAGCGCGAUCCUGGAAUGCGGUGAUCUUCUUAUCCCAGGCGACGUUGCACUCGGAGGAAGGAAAUUAAGUGAGGUGGAUGGACAUUUUAAUGACAACAGAAAACCGACAGGGUUUGACACAAAACAGAUCUUUGUAUCACCGAGUGUGCGGUAUUCGGGACACAACUGCUAUGCAAAACCUAAAAGUUUUACCCACCCAUCAACCAACAAAACUUACAGCACCAAGGCAGUUCUUCAACUCUGCAUCAACCCAGACAGCUACCAAGUUGGACCUCAGACAAUCGGUGCUACGGCUGAAAUCGACCCGAAGUUUAGUAACCAAGAAAUUGAAUGGUCUACUAAGGAACGUGGCUCGAUUAUUCUUUACGGACUUCUUGUUAAACUCGAUGAAGAGAACUAAAUUCCUUUUGGCAGUUUUGCGGCACAUCUGAAUCUCUCCUCUGGAGCACUUUCAUUCAAGGGACAUAAACUUUAGUCCCAAUCGAAGAAGUCUCCUUUUAACCUCUUCAUUAGAAAGGACUCGUGUAUCAAUGGGACACUGUGUAUUCUAUCGUUUUCAAUCGUGAGCGCAUGUACUGUUUUUUUAGUAUGUAAUUUGAGGCCGGUUUUCGAGAACGUCAAACGGUUGUUGUAUGUCGUAGUUAGAAACCUUUCAAAGAUCUGGGUGGCCACUUUGAUCCUUCUUUGAAAGCUCUGAUCAAAUGCUCUCAAACGCUCUCCAACGGUACAAAUGUUUUAUGCAUUUUAAGUGAGAGUGAUUGAGACCGGCCGGUGAUGGCAGCGAAAAGUCCUGUUGUUGUGUUUGUAUCUUGCGUUACAUAGCGUUAUUACUUCAAGGACAUUUCCCGCAUGUACUCAAUCUACUUUCCUUAGUAAAGGAAAAUCAACUAAUCGUGAGUAUUGUAUGGUAAAUCUACUAUCUUGAUCACUGACUGAAGGACAGUUGAAUUAGGGCAACGAAAGGAGUCACUUGAUCAAUGAAUAACUCUACCUUGCGCGAGGCGACUCGCCGGUGAGCAAACGGCAAUCGACCGUUAAAAGGUGUUGAUAGGCUUGUGUGACUCCUGCCAUUCGCUAGCGCUUUUAAAUCUUCUGCUCUCUAAGUUACGCUCUUAUUAAUUAGGAUAUCUCUUAACAACUCUCCUUUGCGAUGUGAUAAUAACGGUUACUUAUAAGACGUCUAUUCCCCAUCUGUAUGUUCUCGAGGUCUGGUUAAGCCGGAUGAGAUUGUGUUACAAAAGGCAAUAUUUUCUUUUGUUCGCACUCUAAGUGCUUUGGUUUUUAAGUAUGCAUUCUCUCCCGCAGGAAAUAAGUCCAGAUGUACGUUUCUCAAAAACUUCAUAUCGGUAUCACUUAUUCUUGAAGCGUAUUUUGAAACUCGGUACGUUUUCAUUGAACGUGGAGCGAGACAUUCGAUCAUGAGAGGUGUUGGGCUUUUCCUUUAACGAAUCCCGUAUUCAUAAUAAACUUGGUGGAAAAAAGUU